AUGGCCGGCAACAGUCUCCUCUCCCUCCUGGGAUGGACGUUCCUCCCAAAUCUCGUCACGGGCUGGUUGCAGUCCAUCUACUACGGCCUGACGAUCCGCGCCGGCGACCCCAAACCCGCGCCGAACUCACACCGGUACAUCGAGCACCGCCGCCGCAUCCACAUCCUCGUCGUGUCACUGUACCUCCUCUACACCGUCUACGAGGCCGACUGGGAGCUGCGCCGCGCCUCUGACUACUACACCGACCUGGGCGUGUCCCUCUCCGCCUCCGAACGCGAGAUCAAGAGCCGCUUCCGCCGCCUCGCCGCCCUAUACCACCCGGACAAGCUGAUGAACGCCGGCGCUGGCGCCGGCGACGACACCUCCAGCCUCUUCAUCCACCUCAAGACGGCGUCUGAUACCCUCGUGGACCCGGCGCGACGUUUCGCCUACGAGCGCUUCGGCCCGGACGUCCUCGGGUGGAAGCACUGCGUCACCGUGAGGGAUUAUGUUGGCCGCGGCGCGCAGGCCCUUGUGCCGUACUACGGCUUCGCUGCCGUAGCCAUGUACGUGCUCGGCCUCCUAGGGUACCUAGAAUGGGGGCGGUACUGGCGCUGGCUGACGCUCGUCGUGCUCUGCGUCUUCGAGCUGCACACCAUCACGCGGCCCGCAUUCCCGCCCCUCCUCGACCUCCUCGUCAAUCCCUUCCUCACCCGCUUCACCGCGCACCCGCCAUACUUACCCUUCCAGACCAUCUCUCUCGCGCGCAAGCUCAGCAUUACCCUCCACAUUGCCUUCUCGCAGAUCGGCCCCCUCUUACGACCCCCGCUGGCGGCAACGGCCCAGCCCGGCAUCCGUCCCGCCGAGGCCCCCGAGAAGGCCCUGCUCGAGAGUCUCGACCGCCUUGAGCAGACUGCUCGCGGCAUGGACGCCGAGGCGACGCGCCUCAUGGAGCUCGAGAUGGCGCCCUUCGCCGGGGACGCCCAAGUGAUAGCAAGCAUGCGGACAAAGCUCAAGGAGUGGCUGGUACAGAACACAAUCCGCGCGGAUCCCAUGGUUAGGGAUGCGCUAGGGAGGUCGUUGCAGAAGCGGCGAGUAGACGCGCCUGCAGGGGCUAAGGGGAAUAGAUGA
Messenger RNA from Durotheca rogersii, 1110 nucleotides. RefSeq lists its product as uncharacterized. The coding region runs from base 1 to 1110 and encodes 369 amino acids. Gene Ontology annotation, cellular component: endoplasmic reticulum. The transcript has 2 exons. The record is from RefSeq and is a predicted model, not a curated record. NCBI's taxonomy places the organism in Eukaryota, Fungi, Ascomycota, Sordariomycetes, Xylariales, Xylariaceae. Gene Ontology annotation, molecular function: protein-folding chaperone binding; misfolded protein binding.